UCACGUCCGGUCCGCGGGCCGUGCCCUGCCAUGUUGCCGGCGCUGAGGCGCUGCCUGCCAGGCUCCGUUCUGGUUGCCGCUCUGGGCCCAGCUGCCCGGCCAGGACCCGGCCUUGGCCUCUGCCCCGGCACUGCUGCCGCCUGGGACCCGCGGCUGGUCCCGGCGCGGGGCCGCAAGACGCGACAUGACCCUCCCGCCAAGUCCAAGGCGUCGCGGCUGAAGCUGCCGCCGCCUGUCGACCCCGAGGAGCUGCUGGUGGUGACCGAGCGGUACCGGCAGCACCGGCUCGUCCUCAGCGCCCUUCGGGCCGAGUUCAGGGCUGAGGUGCAGCAGAAGAAGAGGGAGACUCUGCUGUCCCAGGAGUCGUCGACGGAGCUGUUGGAGGAGCAUCAGCGCCUGAUGGCCUGGAACGAGGCGGAGAACGCGCGGCAGAGGGCACGCAGAGAGGAAAGACUCAAGAAAGAAGAGGAAGAGCGGAACAGGCACAAGCUGCAGGCUGCAGAGAACAGAGCCAGGCACAUGGAGGCUGUGCUGAAGAAGAAGGAGGAGGAGAUUCUCCAGCUGCAGGAGGAAGCCAAAUCCUUCAUCACCCCUGAGAACCUGGAGGCACGGAUCGAGGAGUGCCUGGACAACCCCCGCAACUACAACUUCGCCAUCGACAAGGAGGGGCGGAUCGUCAGGCGGACUGCGCUGUCCUAGCGGCACGGGGCA
This is a messenger RNA of Dryobates pubescens (Downy woodpecker), 711 nucleotides long. It is a transcript of the gene MRPS26, whose product is annotated as mitochondrial ribosomal protein S26. Lineage: Eukaryota; Metazoa; Chordata; Aves; Piciformes; Picidae. Bases 31 to 699 code for a protein of 222 amino acids. Gene Ontology annotation, cellular component: mitochondrial small ribosomal subunit. The transcript is spliced from 4 exons. The record is from RefSeq and is a predicted model, not a curated record.